Molecule: messenger RNA, 4768 nt
Organism: Gaeumannomyces tritici R3-111a-1
Lineage: Eukaryota; Fungi; Ascomycota; Sordariomycetes; Magnaporthales; Magnaporthaceae
Product: lon protease like 2 protein
Exons: 3
Coding region: 228-3017 (929 amino acids)
Biological process (GO): protein quality control for misfolded or incompletely synthesized proteins; protein catabolic process; protein targeting to peroxisome
Cellular component (GO): peroxisomal matrix
Molecular function (GO): ATP-dependent peptidase activity; serine-type endopeptidase activity; ATP binding
Source: RefSeq, a predicted model, not a curated record
UGAUGGUGCAGUACAUGUGAGUGCCGUCGACAUCUCUCUCCUCCCGUCGAGCCACCCCGUAUUUAUCAGUCAACCCACCCCCGGCUUCGUUGUUGACAAUCCCUUUCAUCACCUUAUGGCCGUGACAGUACUCGCGCCUUGACUAUAUUGCUCGCCUGACUUCGCCUUCACCUGGCCUUCUCCCAUCCCCUCUCGAACCCGAGCGUCCACCGACAGCCCAAACAACCAUGGCUGCUCCCGAGAGCGUUGUUAUGGCUAUUGUGCCCCUUCCCGACGGCACCGUACUGCUUCCUGGAAUCGUCCAGCGCAUCCCCGUCAGCGCCCACCGCGCCGAUCUCAUCGCCAUCAUCAGCUCUGUCUACACCCGAACCUCAGUCCAGGGCAGCAUCGACUCCGUCCCCAUCGCCUGCAUCCCCAUCGCCUCCCCCCUUAUUGGUCGCGGCGGCCAGCGACUGAUCCUCGACACGGACCAGGCCGACAGCCAAUCCCGGCGUCCCAUCGACUACUCCAAGCUCAAACGCGCCGACCUGUACACACAUGGCGUCUCGGCCAAGAUCACCGGCUUGGAGGGUCGCGGCAACAGCGAGUUUUCGCUGCUCGUCGAGGGGCAGACCAGGGUGAAGGUGGACAAGGUUUACCAGGAGCGCCCCCAUUUCGAGGGCAAGGUCACGGUACACCAUGACGAGAUCCUCCUAGACGAGCACCUAGAGGACCGCUUCCAGCACCUCAAGGCGCUGUCGCGAGAGCUGGUCAACCUGAUUCGGCUGUCGUCGCUCAUGUCACGGUCUGCACGGUCCCCUCUCCUGCUGAGACGGCUCGACGCGUUCAUCAGCAAGAAGCAGGUCGCCGACGCAGGCGCCUUUGCCGACUUUAUGGCAAAUAUCGUGGAUUGUGCAUACGAGGACAAGCUGCAUGUUCUCGGCCUAUUCGACGUUAAGAACAGAGUCAACAAGGUCAUUGAACUUUUAGAGCGACACAUCAGUGGCCUCAAGAACCCAAUCAGGAUCACCGCCAUUGCCACGACCACAUCCCUACCCUUCCCAAUGCCCGAUAUGCCCGAUCCGAGUCCCGCGAGCAGGCAGCCUGGAAAUUCUCUUCUGGCCCCCUUUAUCGCGCCCCCGGCCAUGAACGGGAUGCACGGCCGGAACCCGGGCGACCAGGAGCCCGACGAGACCGAAGAGCUGCAGAGGAAGCUAGAGGAGGCGAGGCUGAGCCCGGAGGCGGCCAAGGUGGCUGCGCGAGAGAUGAAGCGCCUCAAAAAGAUGGUGCCAGCCCAGGCCGAGUACAGUGUGCUCCGGACCUACCUGGAGACGCUUGCCGACAUACCUUGGUCCAACGUCACAGACGAUCAGCUCGAUCGCACUGCCUUGACGCGGGCGAGGAAGCAGCUUGACGACGAUCACUACGGCCUUGACAAGGUGAAGCAGCGCCUGAUCGAGUACCUUGCCGUCUUGCGCCUCAAGCAGUCGGCCAAUGAGGACAUUGACGCCAAGAUUAGCAAGAUCCAGGAGACUCUGGCGCAGCCUGCCGAAGCAGAAGCGUGCAAGGACGACGCGGCGGCGGACCCUGGAGCGACGGGUGCGGCACAGGAGAGUAUGGACGCCCUCCAGGCCAAGAUAGACCUGCUCAAGGGCCAGCGUAUGGUGGACAAGUCCCCCAUCCUGCUUCUUGCCGGCCCGCCUGGUGUGGGCAAGACGAGCCUGGCAAAAUCAGUAGCAACGGCCCUGGGUAGGAAGUUCCACCGAAUCUCGCUGGGUGGCGUGCGCGACGAGGCCGAGAUAAGAGGACACCGGCGCACGUACGUGGCCGCGAUGCCGGGUCUGGUGAUCCAGGGCCUGAAGAAGGUCGGCGUCGCCAACCCCGUCAUUCUUCUGGACGAGAUCGACAAGAUUGGCCACAGCACCAACCAUGGAGAUCCCUCGGCCGCCAUGCUCGAGGUCCUCGACCCAGAGCAGAACAGCACCUUCACGGACCACUACGUCGGCAUUCCUGUCGACCUCAGCAAGGUGUUGUUUAUAGCCACAGCAAACAGCCUCGAGACCAUCCCGCCGCCUCUGCUUGACCGCAUGGAGAUGAUAUAUCUGCCCGGGUACACGACACUGGAGAAGAGGCACAUUGCCAACGAACACCUCAUCCCUAAGCAGGUGCGGGUGAACGGGCUCGCUCCGGACCAGGUCGUCUUUGGCCCAGAGGUGGUAUCCAAGGUCAUCGAGUGCUACACCCGCGAGGCGGGCGUUCGUAAUCUGGAGCGCGAGAUCGGGUCCGUCUGCCGCGCAAAGGCGGUCGAGUACGCGGAUGCAAAAGACGGUGGAAAGCUCGAGUCAUACCAGCCACAGCUAACUAUGGACGACAUUGAGCGCAUCCUUGGGAUCGAGAGGUUCGAGGACGAGCUCGCGGAGCAGACAAGCAGGCCUGGCGUCGUGACGGGCCUGGUGGCCUACAGCACAGGGGGCAACGGCAGCAUCCUGUUCAUCGAGGUGGCCGACAUGCCCGGGAACGGCACGUUGCAGCUCACGGGGACGCUGGGUGACGUGCUGAAGGAGAGCGUCGAGGUGGCGCUGACGUGGGUCAAGGCGCACGCGUACGAGCUUGGCUUGGCCGCAGACCCGGCCGAGAACAUCAUGAAGAACAGGAGCAUCCAUGUGCACUGCCCGGCUGGUGCGAUCCCCAAGGACGGCCCGAGCAGCGGACUCGCCCAAGCCAUCGCCCUCAUCUCCCUAUUCUCCGGCAAGCCCGUGCCGCCAACCAUUGCCAUGACGGGGGAAAUAUCCCUGCGCGGUCGGGUCACUGCCGUCGGAGGAAUCAAGGAGAAACUGAUCGGGGCGCUGCGGGCGGGUGUCAAGACGGUGCUACUACCGGCCCAGAACGUCAAGGACACAAAGGACCUGCCCCAGGAGGUCAAGGACGGUCUGACCAUAAUUCACGCCAGUCACAUAUGGGAGGCGAUACGUCACGUCUGGCCCGAGGCCCAUUUCCCGGGGGAGCCAAAGUAUCCUGGCAUCCAGGAGCGCCUGUGAGAUGGGAGGUUGCCGACCUCUCUCUCUUAAGACUCUGAACGACCACUCGAUGUGUCGCCGUCACUAUUUGCGCGCCUUCUCGGCUCCAAAGUAUGCAUGUCUCAGGCGUCUCACCUAUGAGGGCGGACCUUCACCUGACAAGCGAGCGAGGUGUAAUCCCGGAGGUGUGCACGGCUGAGACAGGCUCCCGGGCUGUUUUCUCUACUCUCCUUUCUCCUUUGGAGUGGCCCGUGUCUUGUCUCGCUCACGCAACUCGCCGCUACACCCCCAUGCUGCGACGCCACGACGUAUGGGAGCAAGGUAUGCACGUUGGACCAACAAUCAUAAACAAGAGCCAAAACCCGCACAAGCCUGGAGAAAGGAAGAAAAUUUGUCUCUUACUCUAGUGGCAAGACGUUAGCAUGUGUCGCCCCAACGAGGUGGGGUCACAUUGGGAGGUGCAGGGCGCCAGUGUUGCAGAUAAACAACUGCAGUCCGUAUCCGACGCCAUCUGCUUCCAGUUUCCUUUUUCUCUCGGUUUGUCCGUUUUUUUUCCUCAUCCGUCGCCCUUUUUGGUUUUCCUCGCACAGAUGAGAUCUAUCUCUUGUGGAUUGGGGACAUAAGGCCCGCGCUAUAUGGGCGCCCUAGGAGUGUGUUUCUCAACGGCGACACCUCCCUGUUGCCCGGAAAAGCAUUCCCCUCAUCAAAAAGGCGGCUGUUGGUCAUCACCGGCUACCUGCCUUAGAACCCCUGCAGGGAGGGGGAAAGCUCGGAAUCAGGGGCCGGCAGCAAACAGCCAUAGCCCUCUGGUUCCUCGACCCGCGCCGCUGGGAAAUUCUACGUGGUUCCGUCUUUUCUCUCGGAAACCCACAGGGUGGUUACCCCUCGCCCGUCGUCCCCCGUGUACCCCGGACGAGGGGGGGUGCGUGCCCUCAUGUCAUACACGGGGCAGCGGAUAGCAGCGGCGGCUGAUGAGCAAACAAGUGAGAUUGCGCGGGAAAAAAAUACAUGGAAAGAAAAAAAGCAAGUAUGAGCUAGGAAAAAGUCCUUGAAGAGCAAAGAUUACUCGUUUCGGAUAAUGGUGUCGGAUAUAGGCGAGGCAGUCCUUUUUGCGGGACUUUUAUCACCUGAACAUUCACUCGUGGCAAGCUCGCCCUGCCCAAAGGCCCUCGAGGCGACGGCUCAGACGAGGCCCAGCAGCGUUGAUUCACAUUGGUGUCGGCAUUCAGAGAAUGUAUCAAGUAUGCAUACUAGCGGUGCGGGGGUUUUUCAAAGUUUUGAAAUUUCAAAUAUCAGGAUGCCAUUGACGCAAACUCUUAGUCUUCUCUUUACUGCGGUUGCUACCCCGGUGAUAAACACGUCUUCCACCCGCUCAUCCCCGGUGCUACACGGCCGGCAGGGUCAGCACCCAGGCUUCUGGUCGGCGGCGGAAGGAAGAGGGAUGUUGCCCCGUACAGAAGCUACGUUGUCGUGUGCCCAACCGGGCGGUCUUUUAGAAGGUGUGUGUGCAUGCGUGCAGUAGAGAGAGCCAGGUAGCUAGUAGGUACCUACGUUCCCGGGUAUGUAGGUAGGUAGGCAGGUAGGCACAGGUACACAUGUGCGUCUGUUUGUCAGUGUUUGUGUACACAUAUGCUGUCUGGGCGGGAUAUCACGUUGCGCAACCCGCUUCGGCUAUUCUUCCUCGUCCCAACCCCAUCCAGGCUUUUUUUUUCUUGCGGAAAGAAUAUACAUAGACAAUAAACAUGAGACGGUGUUGUCGAAAAAGAGCUCCG